Messenger RNA from Thlaspi arvense, 3245 nucleotides. Lineage: Eukaryota; Viridiplantae; Streptophyta; Magnoliopsida; Brassicales; Brassicaceae. The record is from the annotation of a GenBank genome assembly.
CGCGAUGGGAACAUAAUUCAUAGAUAAAACGGAUGACCAAUUUCUCCUAGUAAUAUAAUAAUAUUAUAUGUGGUUUUAACAUUCAAAAACACUAAACCCUUCGGAAAUACUAAAAAGCAAAACAAUAUACACACAAAUAUACGAACUUCAUAAACACAAAAGAUGUGAAAAUUGAGUCAGUGUUAAGAAAACGUGAAACAAGAUUCAAAUCCUCGUGGAAAAGCACAAAUCGAAAAUCAAAGCUUUGGUGCUUUCUCCUUGCUUCGAUAGUCAAGAAGAAGGUAGAUAGAUUCAUGGUUCAACGGAAAAGCAUGAAGAGGAACAACAACGAUCCUCAAACGAACCGGCAUCAUAAUUAUGUCUGUAUCAAAACGGCGACGCAUCCAGGAAAACGCAUCGCUAAAGCUACUCUGUUCCUCGUCUCUUCUCUCAUCAUUUCUGCUGGUCUCUUAGACUUAUUGGGUGGUUUCGAUUUCACAACUUUUGCAGGUCUGAAGCAAGUAACAACAACAACAACCAGAAAAUCACCAAUCACGGAGCUGCAUAGAUUCCCUCACCAAUGCGAUGUCUUAUUACAGAACCAAACACAAGAACAAGAACAGCAUAUUCCAAUUUCCGAAGAUCGCACCACCUCGAAUAAUCAAAAUAACAACAACAAACACAGAAGCAGCCAUUCACGACCAUCCACGUGUCCUUCUUACUUCCGUUGGAUACACGAGGAUCUACGGCCAUGGAGAGAGACAGGGAUAACGAGAGGGAUGGUUGAGAAAGCAAGGAGGACGGCGCAUUUCAGAGUUAUAAUCCUCGACGGAAAAGUCUACGUUAAGAAGUACAGAAAAUCUAUCCAGACUCGAGAUGUUUUUACUCUGUGGGGCAUCGUACAGUUGCUACGGUGGUACCCAGGGAGAUUGCCGGAUCUAGAGCUCAUGUUUGACCCAGAUGAUAGACCAACCGUACGAUCUAAAGACUUUAAAGGUCAACAACACCCGGCCCCACCUCCACUAUUCCGUUAUUGCUCUGAUGACGCCAGCUUGGAUAUCGUCUUCCCUGAUUGGUCCUUCUGGGGCUGGGCUGAAGUUAAUAUAAAGCCUUGGGCUAAAUCGCUAGUGGCGAUAGAAGAAGGGAACAAGAUGACCCAAUGGAAAGACCGCGUGGCGUACGCUUAUUGGAGAGGCAAUCCCUAUGUGGCUCCCACUAGAAGAGAUCUUCUUAGAUGUAAUGUCUCAGCGCAAGAAGAUUGGAACACUCGUCUCUACAUUCAAGAUUGGGUUAAAGAAUCCAGGGAAGGGUUCAAGAACUCAAACCUAGAGAACCAAUGCACCCACAGGUACAAGAUUUAUAUAGAAGGAUGGGCAUGGUCCGUGAGUGAGAAAUAUAUAAUGGCAUGUGACUCGAUGACAUUAUACGUGAGACCAAAGUUCUAUGAUUUUUACGUACGAGGAAUGAUGCCAUUACAACAUUAUUGGCCAAUCAGAGACAACUCAAAGUGUACUUCUCUCAAAUACGCCGUACACUGGGGAAAUACACAUUUAGAUCAGGCGCGUAAGAUAGGAAAAGAAGGGAGUAGAUUUAUAAGAGAGGAGGUGAAAAUGGAACAUGUGUAUGAUUACAUGUUCCAUUUGUUGAAUGAGUACGCAAAACUUUUGAAGUUUAAGCCGGAGGUUCCUUGGGGAGCGACGGAGAUUACGCCGGAUAGUAUGGGAUGUCCGGCGACGGGACGGUGGAGAGAUUUUAUGGCGGAGUCGAUGGUCAUGUUUCCUAAUGAAGUGUCUCCUUGUGAGAUGCCUCUUCCUUAUAACCCUCUGGAGCUAAGAGAGUUUUUAUUGAGUGGAGGUAGAUACAGAAUCAAGGUGACACCAAUAUUCACAAGAAUCACCAACGUCACUAUUCCCAAGAACACACUUACUACACCACUCAAGUUCACGUUGCAGUGCUCUCUAGACAAUAAUAACAUAACAAUACAGACGUGCCCUGCAAGCUACCCGGAGAAAUCGAACCCUAAAGACGAUGCAGAGACUUGUCCAGAUUACUUCAGGUGGAUCUACGAGGAUCUUGAACCAUGGCGUGAGACGGGAAUCACUAGAGAGACGCUAGAGAGAGCAAGUGGUAAAGCUCACUUCAGGCUAAUCAUAAAGGGAGGAAGAGUGUAUGUGCAUCAAUACAUGAAAUCAUUUCAGACAAGAGAUGUUUUCACAAUAUAUGGUAUAGUGCAGCUUCUAAGGAUGUAUCCUGGUCAAGUCCCUGAUCUUGAGCUUCUCUUUAUGUGUCAUGACUUUCCUGAAAUAUGGAGAAGAGACUAUAGGCCAAGACCAGGAGUCAAUGUAACGUGGCCACCUCCUCCACUCUUCCAUUACUGUGGCCAUGCCGGUGCUUUCGACAUUGUCUUCCCCGACUGGAGCUUCUGGGGAUGGCCGGAGAUUAACAUAAUGGAGUGGAACAAACUAUCGAAGGCUCUAAGUCAAGGGACUAAGAAGGUGAAGUGGGAAGAGAGAAAGCCUUACGCAUAUUGGAAAGGGAAUCCUGGAGUUGCCAAGAUCAGAAGAGACCUCAUGAGAUGUCAUGAUCCCAUGGUUCAUCUCUAUCAUCAGGAUUGGAGGAGAGAGGGCAGGAUUGGGUUUAGGACUUCAAACCUAGAAGAUCAAUGCACACACAGGUACAAGAUCUAUGUAGAAGGAAGGGCUUGGUCGGUGAGCCAAAAGUAUAUAUUAGCUUGUGAUAGUAUGACUCUUCUUGUAAAGCCAUUAUACUUUGAAUUCUUCACUAGAAGCUUAGUUCCAAUGGAACAUUAUUGGCCCAUUAGACUUCGUGAAAAAUGUGGUGACAUCAUCUUUGCCGUUCGUUGGGGCAACAAUAAUACCAAAAAGGCAAAAGCUAUAGGGAGAAAUGGAAGUGGGUAUGUACUACAGAAUCUAAAAAUGAAGUAUGUGUAUGACUACAUGUUGUAUCUAUUGCAAAGCUAUGGGAAGUUGAUGAAGAUGAAUGUACAAGUGCCUGAAGGGGCCAAGGAAGUGUGUUCGGAGACAAUGGCGUGUCCGAUCAACGGAGGUCGAGUCAGACAAUCUAUGGACGACUCGUUGGUUAUGUUUCCGAGCGUUAAGGGCGCUUGUGAGAUGCCUCCACCAUUUGAAGAAGAUGAGCUCAAGAAGUUUCUAAAGAAGAAAGAAAGUGUUGAGAAAGAAGUUGAGAAGUGGACUAACGAGUACUGGGAGGAACAAAAGAAACGUUAUCUAAACAAAAACUCGUAA